Messenger RNA from Trichomonas vaginalis G3, 900 nucleotides. RefSeq lists its product as uncharacterized. Lineage: Eukaryota; Parabasalia; Trichomonadida; Trichomonadidae. The transcript has a single exon. Gene Ontology annotation, molecular function: zinc ion binding. The record is from RefSeq and is a predicted model, not a curated record. Bases 1 to 900 code for a protein of 299 amino acids.
AUGUCUAGUUUAUUUAAGACAAUUCUCAAUAAAAUCACCAAAAAUGACAUUUCAAUUAUCUUGAGUGACGGCGGAACAGCUAUUAAAGGGGCAUUAAUUGAAAAUGGAUUGAUUCAAAAACAACGGAGGUGCAUUUUUCACCUUUUCGAAGAUGUGAAAUAUUCGAAAUGUAGAAAAAUAAUAUGGUCUUUGAAUUUGGCUAUAAACUCUGUUGAUUAUACAAACAAAUUAAAUGACAUCAAAAAAUCAAUAACAGAAAAUUAUCCAAAUUAUUCGGAAACAAAAAUUGAUAAAUUUAUUAAAAAAUUAAAAGACGCAAAUCCCUUUAAGUUCAAUUCAUUUGACCAAGGAUUGCAAGCUACUUCUGUUUUGGAAGCCUUAAAUGGGGAAUUCCAAAAAAGAAAAAUUUUCGAUAUUAUUGAAGCUUUUGCCUGGUUUACAGAUGCAACAGUCAAAUAUGGAGUUGAGGCAUUGAAAAACUGUGGUCAGCCAAAAGAAAUUAUCGAUUUUGUAAUUAAAAAAUCGUUCUCAUAUAAUGUUCACUACAGCGAAAUCAAAGACUUAUUUAAAGUUAUUGAUAGGCUUGGCUUUGAAGAAAAAAUCCUUAUCUUCAAUGGUAAAGGAUUUUGCAGUUGCAAUGAAACAAAGCGUUUCGGAACCGUUUGUUCUCAUAUUGAAGCACUUAACAAUCAAAAACCUGAAUUAAGAAUUAAUGUAGACCAAUAUUUAAAUAAUUGUUAUACAGCGAAAAUAUCAGAUGAAAAAAUUGAAGAACUGGCAAAAAUGACGGCAAGUUAUAAAAACUUGCCAGCUAUAGAUAGUUUAGAGAUCCCUGAAAGAAUAAGAAGAGAUAAACAAACGAGAAAGAGAAUGCCUUCAAAAUUUGAAUAUAAUAAAUAA